Cylicocyclus nassatus is the source of this 492-nucleotide messenger RNA. NCBI's taxonomy places the organism in Eukaryota, Metazoa, Nematoda, Chromadorea, Rhabditida, Strongylidae. The record is from the annotation of a GenBank genome assembly.
AUGCAUCCGCUGCAAGGAGCUGAAUGCUGGUGUGCUUUAUUUGCCGAGCGUCGUACCGAUAUCUUCGGUGUUGAUGCUGCUGGAGCAGAACAAACGGUAAUCGGAAGAAAAUUGGGAGAGGAAGCUCCGCAGCCUGCAAAGAUCAACAAAUCUACGAAAUUCAUCGUCAACACGGCGCCCUAUCCGAUGCGUCGAAAGAACGCAUCGGGACACGACAAAACUGAUGAGCUGGAGCCGGAGGCUGAAUGGUUGAAGAAGGUGAAUGGUGCGAUUGACUUGCGUAUACAACUACCUGUAAGUGCAGAGUUUAACAUGGAUGGAUCGAUCAUCGGAUUACAGAUCAAUGUUUCCUCGCAGCAUGCCAACAAGAUAGCUGAAGCUUACUUCGAUGGUUUCUUUCUGAAAGACAACUUCUCUUUGGCCUUUUACAACAUGAAGAAGCAAUCGUUCGUUAUUUUGCAGAUUAAGGAAAGAGGAGGCAAAAACAAAUGA